This is a messenger RNA of Cavia porcellus (domestic guinea pig), 667 nucleotides long. Its product is annotated as secretoglobin family 1D member 2-like. The transcript has 4 exons. NCBI's taxonomy places the organism in Eukaryota, Metazoa, Chordata, Mammalia, Rodentia, Caviidae. Bases 194 to 553 code for a protein of 119 amino acids. The record is from RefSeq and is a predicted model, not a curated record.
UUGGAUGCUGGAAAACUCCUCCUGUUCAUGGGGAGCAAGAUGGUCCACAGUGGGCAACAGAGGGGUGCAUGGCUGUGACAGGACCUGGCCCAGCCUUUCACUGAAAGGACACCAUGCUGAGGUUGAGCUGGGGGACUUAAACUCAAGCAGAAGGCAGUGAGUGGCUGCCCUCUUCUCCUGUUCCCUCGUUCUCAUGAUCUUCUCAUCAGGACCCAUGCUGGGCUCUGGUGGAGAGUGUGGAUUUCUCACCUUUGGAAAGCUGCUAGCUCAAAGCAAAACAAGCAGCAUGAAGCUGUGCCUGCCUCUCCUGCUUGUGGCUCUGGCUCUUUGUCCCUAUGAGGCCAAUGCUAUUCCAUGUUUAAGUCUUACGAAGGACAUUGUAGCUUUCCUGACAUGGUCUGACUUUGCUUUUGAAUUGAGUAUUAAAAAAUACCAAGCACCUGAAGAAGUUGUGGCUUCAAUGAUGGAAGUGAAGCAGUGCGUAAAUAAGAUUGACUCAAAAUACAGAGGAAUCAUACUGAAAGUGCUGGUAAAAGUUGAAAAGGAUUGUUGACAGACAUAAUAAAAACAUUCUCACCUGAUGUCCUCAAUCUUCCAAGGAUUCCCUGUCAUCACUGAAUAAUGUAAAGGUUUCAACGUCUUGCUUCAUUAAAUUUCUUUCCUUGCA